UUGGUCCAUUUCGGCAUCGGCCAUUUUGUGGGUGGUCGACUGGUCGUGGUCUUCAACUUCAACAUUUCAUCUGCAACGUGGUUGUAGCGUGUGUGAAUUUUCUACGGAUUAUAUUUCAUUCUCUCAUUCAUUUCUUCAGUAAAGAAGUAGUUCACCAUGAGUUCUAAAGUGAAUCGUGAAAUGUUGAAUGAGGCAGUCUCAGGCGUACUCAAAGUGUCGAAAGAUCCCCAGAAACGAAGGAAGUUUCUUGAAACUGUAGAGCUACAAAUCGGUUUGAAGAACUAUGACCCUCAAAAGGACAAGCGUUUCUCUGGGACUGUUAAAUUGAAGUACAUCCCCAGGCCCAAAAUGCAAGUCUGCAUUCUUGGAGAUGCGCAACAUUGUGAUGAAGCAAAAGCUAAUAAUAUUCCCUUCAUGGAUGUUGAAGCUUUGAAGAAACUCAACAAAAACAAGAAGCUUGUGAAGAAAUUAGCGAAAAAGUAUGAUGCAUUCUUAGCCAGUGACGCUUUGAUCAAACAAAUCCCUAGGCUGUUAGGACCCGGGUUAAACAAAGCUGGUAAAUUUCCUGGUCUUCUAUCUCACACAGAAUCUAUGCUCCAAAAAAUUGAUGAAGUCAAAUCUACAAUCAAGUUCCAGAUGAAAAAGGUCCUGUGUCUUAGUGUUGCUGUUGGCCACGUAGGAAUGUCUCAAGAAGAACUCGUCCAAAAUGUUCAUCUCUCCAUCAAUUUCCUGGUUUCUUUGCUGAAAAAACAUUGGCAGAAUGUCAGAUCCCUACACAUUAAGUCCACCAUGGGGCCUCCUCAAAGAUUGUACUAAAUCUUAUCCAUGACUUGUUAUUAUUGACUCAAUACACACAAUAAUUUUUUAAGUACA
This is a messenger RNA of Bemisia tabaci, 873 nucleotides long. RefSeq names its product large ribosomal subunit protein uL1. The record is from RefSeq and is a predicted model, not a curated record. Gene Ontology annotation, biological process: translation. Gene Ontology annotation, cellular component: large ribosomal subunit. Gene Ontology annotation, molecular function: structural constituent of ribosome; RNA binding. NCBI's taxonomy places the organism in Eukaryota, Metazoa, Arthropoda, Insecta, Hemiptera, Aleyrodidae.